Molecule: messenger RNA, 919 nt
Organism: Daphnia carinata
Lineage: Eukaryota; Metazoa; Arthropoda; Branchiopoda; Diplostraca; Daphniidae
Product: collagen alpha-1(I) chain-like
Exons: 4
Coding region: 47-919 (290 amino acids)
Source: RefSeq, a predicted model, not a curated record
CAGCACUGGCUUGCCAUUGAGGUAGGGAGGAAUACACGCAGCUACAAUGUUGCUAUCUUUUCUCAUUUAUUGCAGUUGCUUUCUGGCCUUCUUGCCUCGUAUCGGUGGAGGCAGUAACAGCAAUCAUCAACAAGUACACGAGUCUCUUGAUAUACUGAAAUCGCAUUGUCCUCACUUGUUGUCGCACGUUGCUGAACUGUCCCAUUCUAAUUUGGAUUCCCUUUUACGAUACGUGUCUGCCGAUGAUGAGCCAACCACCAAUCAGCCACACCCCAUCUCUCCUGUCCCCAAUGCUGUUGAUUUUCCAGCAACUGAGAAAUCAGAUGCAACGCCCUCCCCGGCUGGAUCGUCCCGUCCGAAAAAAUACAUUGACGUACUACAACAGGUGCUGAACAAGAGACCCCGCGUAGAAGGUCGGCCAUUAAUUAACAAAGCAAAAGAUGGAUCUCGCCAUGUACGAUCGCUACCGAUAGGACCACCAGGCCCAUUUGACGAAAUGCUCCGAGAAAACGAUGAACACAACGAAAUCUCUCAGUCGGAACCAAAGAUUUUCGGACUAAAAUGGUAUCUACUUGGGCUAAAACUCAACUUGCUAUCUGCUCUUUGUAAAUGUCCCCCUGGUCCUCCCGGAGAAACUGGUGCUACUGGACCUACAGGACCAACUGGUGCCACAGGUGCCACUGGAGCAACUGGUCCUACUGGUCCUACUGGACCCACAGGACCCACAGGGCCCACAGGGCCAGUCGGUCCUAAUGGCCCGCCAGGCCCAACAGGUGCUACUGGCCCGACUGGUGACACUGGUGCUGUAGGACCACCUGGUCCCCCCGGCCCAACAGGCGCACCUGGACCCACUGGGGAUCCAGGCCCUGAAGGUCCAAGAGGUCCUCCUGGUCCUUCUGGCGGCAAUAAUAUGCCUUGA